Molecule: messenger RNA, 6736 nt
Organism: Pipistrellus kuhlii (Kuhl's pipistrelle)
Lineage: Eukaryota; Metazoa; Chordata; Mammalia; Chiroptera; Vespertilionidae
Gene: PANK2
Product: pantothenate kinase 2
Exons: 7
Coding region: 368-1708 (446 amino acids)
Biological process (GO): coenzyme A biosynthetic process
Cellular component (GO): nucleus; cytosol
Molecular function (GO): ATP binding; pantothenate kinase activity
Source: RefSeq, a predicted model, not a curated record
GGGUGGGGGUGGGGGCACUCCACCCACGCGUCCAUAGGGCGCCGCCGCCAUCACACUCCCCUGUCAGCCACACCGCCUUUUCCUCCUCCGCCGAUCCCGGACCCCCACCCCCGGCCCCCUGCGCCGCCCCCGCCCUGAGAGCCUCUCAUUGGACGAACGUGCAGUCAAUCCGUCUCGAGUCAGGGAGCCGAUUGGACACGAGGCCUUCGGGCUUCCCCCAGCCUGCUGGGAUUGGCUUGCUGCGCGUUGUCGCAACGGAAGAGGCGGCCGGCCGAGGGUGCGCCUCUGCUCUGGCUGGACUCGCCGAGGAGGCCACCGGGGUCCGGCGCUGAGGGGCUGGCGUGGGCGGCAGCAGCGGCUGCUGCGGAUGGGAACGGGCCGGCUGCGUGCGUCCAUGGAGCGCCCCGGCAGGGCCGCCGCUCCCUCCGCCCCGUCCACCGGGGAACCGGCGCCCGAGGAGCCAGAUGGGCGGGGGCAGGAGCCGCUGCGGCGCCGGGCGAACAGCACGUCGGUCUCCGCGGCCGGGACCUCGGCGGAGGGAGCGAGGCGGGACCGACCCAGCUCGUACAGCAGCGCCGCUGCGGCUUCCCGCCAGCGCCUGGAGAGCCUGAGGAAGAAGCGGCCGCUUUUUCCAUGGUUUGGCUUGGAUAUUGGUGGAACCCUAGUCAAGCUGGUUUAUUUUGAACCCAAAGACAUCACUGCUGAAGAAGAGGAGGCGGAAGUGGAAAGUCUUAAAAGCAUUCGGAAGUACCUGACCUCCAAUGUGGCUUAUGGGUCCACGGGCAUUCGGGACGUGCACCUGGAGCUGAAGGACCUGACUCUGUGUGGACGCAAAGGCAAUCUGCACUUUAUACGCUUUCCCACUCAUGACAUGCCUGCUUUUAUUCAAAUGGGCAGAGAUAAAAACUUCUCAAGUCUCCACACUGUCUUUUGUGCCACUGGAGGUGGAGCGUACAAAUUUGAGCAGGAUUUUCUCACAAUAGGUGAUCUUCAGCUUCGCAAACUUGAUGAACUAGAUUGCUUAAUAAAUGGAAUUUUAUACAUUGAUUCAGUUGGAUUCAAUGGACGGUCACAGUGUUAUUACUUUGAAAACCCUGCUGAUCCUGAAAGUCAGAAGUUGCCGUUUGAUUUGAAAAAUCCAUACCCUCUGCUUCUGGUGAACAUUGGCUCUGGAGUUAGCAUCUUAGCAGUAUAUUCCAAAAAUAAUUACAAGCGCGUCACCGGAACCAGUCUUGGAGGAGGAACCUUUUUUGGUCUCUGCUGUCUGCUUACUGGAUGCACUACUUUUGAAGAAGCUCUUGACAUGGCAUCUCGUGGGGAUAGCACCAAAGUGGACAAACUAGUCCGGGACAUUUACGGAGGGGACUAUGAGAGGUUUGGACUGCCAGGCUGGACUGUGGCUUCCAGCUUUGGAAACAUGAUGAGCAAGGAGAAGCGAGAGGCUGCCAGUAAAGAGGACCUCGCCAGAGCAACUUUGAUCACCAUCACCAACAACAUUGGCUCGAUAGCAAGAAUGUGUGCCCUUAAUGAAAAUAUUAACCAGGUGGUAUUUGUUGGAAAUUUCUUGAGAAUUAAUACAAUCGCCAUGCGGCUUUUGGCAUAUGCUUUGGAUUAUUGGUCCAAGGGACAGUUGAAAGCACUUUUUUCGGAACAUGAGGGUUAUUUUGGAGCCGUUGGAGCACUCCUUGAGCUGUUGAAGAUCCCCUGAUCCAUUACCUGGGGAGGGGGUUCCUGGAACCUUCCACAAUGGGAUCUGUGAACUUUUCUUUUUUUUUCAAGAGACUUAAUUAAUUUUCUGAUUGUGUAUUACCUGAAUCAAAGCAAGAAAGGACAAAUGGAUUUUUUUUAAGUCAUCAAGACAAACCCUUAAAAAUUCAGCCUAAACUAGUAACCAGUAAGGAAUGAUAUAUAUGUAUAUGUGUGUAUAUAUACAGUGUGUAUAUAUAUAUAUAAAGUGGACCAUGUUCAUGGCAGUGAGGAUCGGCUGUAAUGCCUGCUAUAUAUUUUUGAAACUCAUUGUCACUCACGAGCCACUUAAGAGGAGAGCUGUUCCGUGUUCAGCAUACUGUGUUUUAGAUCCUGUUGAACUUGCUAAAUGUAAGGAAAGCUACUAUGUGUUAUAUAAUCUAAUCACAAUUUUGACAGUAUGGCCUUGGAGAUCAUCUCCUGUACAUUAACUCCAGUGUGCAUUUAGCCUUUGUGUGAACAUAUUGAAAAAUGUUUUAUUUCAAGGUUCUGCAAUCUUAAUUGGGCAGGUUAGUUCAAUACCUGUAACUUGGAUAAUUAAGAACUUUUAGAAGGACAAUUAUAGGUUACUUUUCACCAUAAAUCCUAGGAAGGUCUCUUUGGAAAGACAGGAUUUCUUCCGUGGACAGAAUUUUCUUGAGUGUUGGGCUGAUGGAAGUAAGCUACUACAAAAGAUAUAAUUUGGAAAACUAAAACUAGACAAAAAGGACUUUUUUUUUUCUUCCCCAGGAAACUGGGGAGAGAAUCUGGUUACUACUUUUAGGCUAGUAGAAAUCAAGGAAUUGAGGUGUCCAUUAAUUCAUGGGUGCAGUUGGGGUUCUUCCCACCUUUCUCACCCACCACUGGUCUUGGCACUUAGCAGCCCCCAGGCGCAGUCCUGAUUUCUCUGGUAGGCUGGCUCAAAAGGCUGCUUGAGAGACAGGUUUUGAGAGCUGAGUAUUGAUAUAGAUUGACUGGACCUUUUUUUUUUCUGCUGUGCAGAAUAAUUUUUAAAAACCUUCCCCUUAGAGAUUGAGCUAUGUUUGUGUCUUAUUUUGUGUCUUAUUUGGUACCUGCAUCGCUGUUGAAGGCAGUAAAGAUCUGUAUAAAUGGCUUUGAACUAGAAAGAAACUCCAAGGCUCUGGGGCCGCCUUGCGCUUUCCUCCCUGUGGUUUUAGGCCAGGAAGCUGGCCUGGAGGGUUCUGGGAGGGAAAGUUCGAAGGAAGGGUGCAGAGGGCGGGGUUGGGUCAUUGAGGGAGGAGUUGCUUGGGCUGGUGCUCCUCCCUGGUCGACUGGGAUCCUGCGGCCUCCCGUGUUGGCCGCGUGGGGGCAGCAGAGGCCCGUGCCCAUGGUUUGUGAGGGCAUGAUCAUUUCUCCGAUGCUGCCCACUUGCGCAAGGAAGGUUCUGUCACCCGUGGGUUGUGGGUGCUGCUUCCUGAUGCAGGCCGCAGAGCUGGAGGGACACUGCAGGGCGAAGAAAUUGUAGCCCUUGGGUGGCGUUUGGCUCUUCCUCUGCUGUCCCAUGUAGCACUUCCUGAGCCCCUACCCCUUACAACCCAACCUGUCCUCUGUCCUCUGUCGCUUCCAGAUACCCACUUGGUGGCUCCACUUUUCCCUCACAGCCACCAACGACAGUGCUGCCACUCCUUCGCUGGUACCAUAGUCGUGUUUCUCGGGCCCCUCUUGUCCCAAACUGCCUCUGCUUACUUGGGCGGAGAAGGUAGAGAAGGGGAGGGAGCUUGAGCCAUUUCUAGUGGAGACCCAGGCCCCACCUCCUGUGCUGUGGGGCCUGCCUGUGUUUUAGAAGCUGUGCCAGUGCUUUACAUGGGUUGUUUCAUGCAGCUGUUGUGAUCUCCACAAUUCAGCAGAAAAGCAAACCCGCCUGAGGUCACACAGGUAGAGUCCCCUCUCCUUUUUUGCAUUUGCCUUCUACCUCAGAGAGCCCAGUUGCCACUCACUUUGUGGGUGGUUCUUAGCUCACACUGGUACACCAUGAGAGGGCUCUUGAUAGUUCCAUUGAGUCUUGUUACUAAAUCUAACAGACAUUUUAUGUUCUCACUUUCCUCAGUUCUAACACAGUGCAUUUCUUGCUUUUCCUUCUGCCUUCCAGGCCCCUUUGUCUGUGCCAACUUGAGAACAACAGUUUGACAUUGCCGGCUUCAGGCACAGUCCUGAUUCCCCUAAGCAGUCCUCAGCACUCACCGUGUCUCUGACUUCCAAUCUACUGUGCCCAGCACCUCCUCUGAGCUCCAGUUCUAAGGCAGUAACUGCCUUCCCUUCAUUCUACUUGUCUAUCUCCAAGGCCAUCUCUACACAGAAGUAUCCACACCCUUUCCCCUGAAACCACCCCCUCCAUGGUCUUCACUCCUUCCAGCUUGAGGUGCACGUAAACUCAAUCUCCACUCGCCAUUGCCACCACCCUACUUUAAACCACUGCCAUCUUAUCUCGGCAGUGUCCUUCGCAAUCUGCCCUCCAGAUGGUAGCCUGAGGGCCCCACUCCACACUAGAGGCCUAAACGAAAUGGCAGCAAAUGGCCCGGUGGGGACAGAUGGGUGGUUAGAGGGUUGAGCAUUGGGAUGUGAUGAAGGAUAUGGGGAGGAAGUUUCUAUGAGGGCAUACCCUUGUUGUUAUUGGGGAGCCUUGGUUUUGAGCUGCAAUUGAUACCAAAUAGCAACUGGAUAUUUGGGUUGUAGAUAACAUACCUAAGAAUGAUAGUGUAUGUAGGUAGGCAAACUGUAGGUGGGAAUUUAGUGAAUACCAGGAUAGAGUGAGAAUAACAGUUGAUGGGCAGAGAAAGUAAAGGCUGCAAAGAAAACUGAAGCGAGGUCAGGGGGCACUGCUAGGGGUCUGUUGCUCAGGAGACGGGAGAGGAGCCAUCCAGACACCUGCAUUAAGGAUUAAGAGGAGUCCCAGAGAUGGCCUUGAGAGGAACAGUUUCCCUAAAGCUAUGGGGCAGAAGCCGAUCGAUCUAAGUCCUAGUGAGGGUUGGUAAGGAGAAAUGGCAGCUACCACAGGGAACUUUGGACCAAGAGAUUUUUUUUCUUUUCUUUUCCUAAUAGAAGUUAUUUGCAGGUCGGGGGGUCGUGAGAGGUGUGAGGAAUGGCCUAGUUCUGACACUUUACUCCCGAGACUAGUGCCUGUAUUUCAGAAACUACCUAUAUUUCGGAAACUAGCUGAGCCUGUGGCAGGUGAGGCCUUGGCUUCUCUGCUUUCUUCCUCCUGUGACCUAGUGCUUCCUCAUGUCACUCUGACCUUCACUCCACACCGUGGGGGGACAGACCAGAAGCUCCUUCACCACUGUCACCUUCUGCUGUGCCCUACUCACCUUUCCCACUCCUGCUAUGCAAGCUUAAGUGGGGCGUGAGUGUCCAUAAGUGGGUCCAUGAUAAACAUUAAGUAGGUUUCAAAAUUUGCUCUUUAUUUACAUUUAAGUCAAUUACAUGCAUGUUUUAUUUUUUAAACGAGUAAUUAGCAAAAAAAUGCAUUAAAACUUUAAAAUAGCAAUUAAAUAUACAAAAAUAUAGCUUACAAAAAACUGCGAAUGUUUAAAAAUAUUCUGCUGCAGAAUUCUUAGUGUACAAACACGUCUAUGAAACCUGAGGCUCAGCAUUUCAUAAACUUUUUAUUGAGGGAGUUACAUAAUACCUAGUGAGUGAACCUCAAUGGGCUAUACUACAUGCCUAAACUUCCUUCCUUCCUGGCAGCGAUCUGUUAUCAGAUGACAGUGAUCAGGAACACUAUCUUGGAAGACGGUGUCAUCAGGAGGGACUUUUAACACUGGUCCCAUCCGCCUUUUUGUCGGAACCUGGGAGGGAAGGAGCAGACGGAUGGUGUGCAGCUGGCCCAAGGCGCUGAUCCACCAGGCUUGUGCUGGCACAGGGAGCUACAUCAAAGUACAGACAAAUCCCUUGAUAAUGGCAGGGCUCCCUUUCUGAGCACAUGCCCCAGAGUGGGCAGGGUGCCCUUCUUGUCCCGAUAGCCACGGAAGUGAGCCCUGGAUUGGUCAGCAAAGAAUGCUGAUGUUUGGUCUAAAAUGGAGAAAACUAUUUGCAUCUUGAAACAAGUGGGCUCUAAACAACUGGAAAACUGACCAGUCAUUCUAUGUUCUUGAUACUCUCAAAUGGAAGCACAUUAGUCUUAAUCUACUUAAAAAACCAUGGCCCAGCAUGUCCCACUUGUCAACUGCAAAUUUCACCUAAAUUUAUACACUGUUAAUUUAGACCUGUCCUUUACUCAAAUUCUUAUCAGCUAACAUGAAAGACACUAGCCCGGGGCCAGAGAUUCAUCACAUGACCGAAGGGUGGAGGUUCCCGGCAAUUCCUUUUCGAGUUUCAGGUCGGGGGCCCCAAAGCACUUUGAAUCCUGGGAAACUCGGUGGCAGAACACUGGGGAGGUGGGUGAGGACCCAUGGCUGCCUAAAGGAAGCGGCUUCAAUAUCCAUAUUUUCUAUGGGCAAAAAGGAACUACAUUUUUUAAAGAAAAGGUUACUGGUGGGGAAAUGUCAUUGAGUGGAAAGUAUUGGGCUAGAAAACUCAGGGAAGCAUUUUUUAGAGUGGGGAGGAAAAGGAGCCUGACCCAUGUACCUGAACAUCUUUGAUUGACUAAGAUUGACCACGUACUUGUUCAGCAACAUCUGAGACAUUUGCCUCACAAGAUAGAAAGGUGCCUCAGCCUUCAGUUUCUGCUGCUGCUUGAACUCCUGCCCCAAAAAUGGGUGUUCGCCUAAGAAAGCGGGAGUUAACAGACAUCGCUGCUGCACUCUGGAUUCCCUUGCAAGUGGCCAAGAUGGUAUGGGGCAGCUUGUCCAGGCGGCUGCUGCAAAAUUGCUGGGCCUGCACUGCUACAGCUCUUAUGUGUCCUGUCACAGAUCAGAAAGUCUAGAAACUAUCUGUGCUCCUGUCAUCUGGACGUCUGUGGUAGGAGUCAAGGAGGGACUGCAGUUUCUGAUUUGUAUAGAAAAUAAUUCCACUGUGCUGCAAUCAAUAAUAAAAAUGCCAUUUUCAAAAGGAA